GCCUGAAAUGGCAGACGCCGCAUUACUGUUCAGCCUUUUUGUUCUACUCCAACAAGUUGCUGGAUCCAUCUACCUUUAUACCCGGUUGGAGGAUGUUCCCACUCCACUCUGUAACCUGGGCAUUGGUGCUGGGGAGGCUGGAAACUUGUGCAGUACCAGAGACCUCAGCUCACAAUGUUUGAACAUGAUGGGUAACAGAAAAGUGGAUAAAAACGGUGAUUGUGAAAAAGACAAUCUUCAGAAAAGUGAGCAGCAAUGUAAACAAUGCAAAAUGACCAAAGAUGAAAUGGAAUCUAAUUCUCUGACAUCCAAAGUGAAGCCAAAUGACUCAACAGUUUUUACAUGCUCAGUUCAGGAUUCUGGUGGAGGAGCUUCAUCGAUCUGUCCGUCCUGGAUCACACUCACAGGGCCUGGAUGUGAAGACCACCACUUGUUCUUGGUGGUAAAUCUGAGUGAACCUGAUGAAAUAUUUUCUACUGACAAAAACCCCACAUCGCUGACAGUGUCAGAGAGAGACAAUGUGACUUUAACCUGCCAAUUUGAACUUCGUAAAACCCGACCCUUCACUCUCCUUUGGAUCACAUCAGAAAACAAGUGUCUGUCCUCCAUUCACACUGAACAAUAUGAAGUACAUUCUAACGCACGCUGCUGUGUGGAUGGCAAGUCAGCACAAAGAAUUUUUAACCACACCUCACCCAAUCCGACUGAGAAAAUACAGUUUCUCAACCUUACUAUUCACUCAGUGGAGAUGACAGAUAGUGGCAGAUAUCUUUGUGUUUUACAUGGUAUGGAGUCAGGGCAACCUGUCUGGAAGAUUGCAGCAAACAUCUCCCUCAAUGUGACAGAGUCGUGCAUGGAAUCUACACACAGCCCCACCUCCGCAUCUGGAUCAUCUGUAGUGACCAGCAGUGGAGCUCACACAAUGGAAAGAGGUGGAGCUCACACAAACUGGAAAUAUCGAAUCACUAUGAUCAUAGCCCUAGUCUGUGUGUUUGUACCAAUUUGCGUUGUUGGGGUUUACUUAAUGAUUCGAAAAAAACAAAUGGGCAAAGAUCACUCAGCAACAGGACUGAGCAAUGAUAGUGCUCAACUAACACAGGGAAAUGAAUGUGUCGCGUACUCACUGGUUCCCAGAAGGGAACGGGCAGAUGAAAAUGAGCAUGUUGCCUACUCAGUGACAGAAGUCCCAGCACCACCAAGCCAGCCAAGGCCUGACAAAGGGCAGGAGGAAAUCCACUCAAUCCCAGCCUCCACAGAGCAUGUGUACUGUUUGAUCAAAGAACCUGCAGUUAAGGGUGAUGGAGACACGACUGAAAUUCAGGAAGUGAAAAGCGAAGACACCAGGAGCCACAAGACCUCUGCACCCAUUGAACUCAAUAACCUGUCACUGCUCAAAGAAGGAGAUCCUAUGCCUUUACUGACUGACCAAACGUACUCUUUGAUUGGCAGCGCCGGGGCAGGGAGUCUCGGAGAAACAGUGCCACAGUCUGGCCCAGAACAUGGCCUAUUUAAAAUGGAGGAAAAUCCUAUUUAUUCUAAAUAGAGGAGACCAACGCAUUCUUGAGGAACAGGAAGAUUUCAUGUUUAAAUUCGUAGCAUUGUUUUUAACAAAUAUUUAGAUAUUUUACACUGGUCAUGUUCAGGAGCAGGUAGUGAAUACUUUCCACUGCAGGUACAUGAAAGGGGUUAGGUCAGGGAAGGUUAUGCUGGAUAUUGGGAUGGAUGCAAGUGGCUAGUGCUGCACGUUGUUUUUCCAGGCUCAUAAUGGGUGCAAGAGAAAUCCAACAUAGAAGCCAAGCCUCCCUGAUCAAAUUGUCAGCAACUCUGAGCUGACCCACAUUAGGACUUUAGAGUUCUCUCUGGCAGGUGCCUGAAGCAGCCUCUAUCAGUAAAACGUCUAGCACUUGUUACAAGACCUAAAUCAGAGAUUGGUUUUACCCUGAGCCUUACCAUAGUCUGCGAGGUGGCUCCUAAAUGACUGCACCAUGUCCCCCUCCCUCAAAAUCUUGCUCCAUCCCUUUGUGAUUGAUGAUCUGUCCUUGUUGUGGUGACUGAUGCUCACACUCUGGAACUGAAGCAAGGGCCAAGAUUUCCCCUUUUCCUCCCUGAGAAAUGGUAGCCAAGGCGCUAGAAAGAUAAUUAAAGAAGAUAUCCACGUCUCUCCCACCAAGUCCAAAAUGAAAUUCUGGUGAUGAGAUCCCACUGUAAAAUCAGCACCCUCUGGUACUGAAUUAAUGAUCACAUAAGGGCUUCAUUCCAUCUGAAGUGCAAUUACUUCAGCCCCAGACAAGGUGAUCCUGAGCUUGCUAAGCCAGGUACAGGCAGGUCAGCUUGUUGAGGAGGUUGGGAGAAAGUUGAGUCCUUGAUUUGUGGAGGUCCAAGGGAAUUGACCCUGGUUGCAGGUGUCUCUGGGCUGCUGUCAGUCUUCCCACUGCCCUUUCUGCUUACCCAUUCUUCCGUUGAGCCCCAACUCCACUGAGCCCUGUUCCCUGCACAAAUAACACGUCUCCCUCACUCUGAUCAUCCACCUGAGUGUCCAAGGCACCCAACAGAAACAAUUGUCAGCUUCUGGAGAUACUGGCUUCUGCUGGGACUUCCUGCGAAGGGUAAUAUCCAAAACAUUGACUGCUCCUUUCCUCCAGAUACUGCCUGGCCUGCUGUGUUCUUCCAGCCUCCUGUCUACCUUGGAUUCCAGCAUCCAUGGUUUUUUUCGUCUCUUGUAAUUUCAGUGGGCAGUCCAUCAGUGGUUUGAUUGAUUUGUGAUCUGGAAGCCUUUCUGAACAACAUAGGCUUACAUUCUACCUGACUCAGCAUAAUUGGACAAAUAUGUUUUGUGGUGAAAUAAGAUCCAACUUUUAGGCUCCAUUGUCAGGACCCAGAAUUGGUGCAGAGUGGGUUUCACACAGAGCCAACUCCAUUUGGUACAAUGUGUAUUGCUUGGCACAGUGGGCCCCAAAAGCAAAAACAAGUGAUAGCGUACAGGAUUGGGAUUUAUUUUAAAAACCAGCAGCAUGUGAUGAAAAAGCUAAUAGAAGGAGAAAAUUUAUGAUGGAAGUAAAUUGGCAAGGUUAGAAAAAGAAGCAGCGAGAACUUCAGUGGGAAUCUAGAAAGUAAGAGAGUGACUAAAGUAAGUGUUGGCUCUCUUGGAAGGCAGCGUGGUGGCUCAGUGGUUAUCACUGCUGCCUCACAGUGCCAGGGACCUGGAUUCAACCCCACCCUUGGGUUCUCCACUAAUUGUCUGUGGUUCGCACAUUCUCCCUGUGUCUGUGUGAGUUUCGUCUGGUUUUCUCCUACAGUCCAAAGAUGUGCAGACUAGGUGAAUUGGCUAUGCUGUAGUUUCCAGGGAUGUGUAGAUAAAGUGGGUUAGACAUGGGGAAUGGGUCUGGGUGAGAUGCUGUAGGUCAGUGUGGACUUGUUGGGGCUAAUUUUUUUUGUUUAUUAGAUUUCCUACAGUGUGGAAACAGGCCCUUCGGCCCAACAAGUCCCACCGCCCCUUGGAGCAUCCCACCCAUACCCAUCCUCCUCUAACCCAUAUACCCCUGAACACUACAGGCAAUUUAACAUGGCCAAUUCACCUAGCCUGCACAUCUUUGGACUGUGAGAGGAAACUGGAGCACCUGGAGAAAACCCACACAGACACGGGGAGAAUGUGCAAACUCCACACAGACAGUUGCCCAAGGCUGGAAUCGAAACCUGGUCCCUGGCGCUGUGAGGCUGCAGUGCUAACCACUGAGCCACCGUUCUGUCCAUCAAAUGGCUUGUUUCCACAUGGUAGGGAUUCUAUUUUAUGAAACAGUUGGAUAUAAAAAACCUGCAAAUGCCACAUAUCUGAAACAAACAAAAACAGAAGCCAUGGUUCUCCUUCAGCAUCUAACCUUUCUGUUCCAGUAAUGCUUUGUUGAUGAUAGCUUUAACAUUAUGUCCACACAUCAAGACAACUUUUUUGUCUUUUAACAUCAUGACAUGAAAAGAGUUCUGCCCAGCUUUGCAUGACCUUCCAGGCCAGCACAUUCACGCAUUCAGUUCAGGCGUGACAGAGAGGGAGGCUGGAAUGAUGGUUGGUCCAUGAAAUAGGUCAUCAGUUAAGGGGAGGCAAUGGCUUUGUGGUAUUAUCGCUGGACUGUUCAUCAGGAGCCCCAGGUGGGAUCGAAUCCCACCAUGGCAGAUGGUGGAAUUUGAGUUCAAUUAAAUAUUUGGAAAUAAUAAUCUAAUGAUGACCAUGAAACCAUUGUUGAUUGUUGGAAAAACCCAUGUGGUUCAUUCAUGUCCUUUAGGGAGUGAAACUGCCAUCCAUACCUGGUCUGGCCUACAUGAGACUCCAGACGCACAGCAAUGUGGUUGACUCUGAACUGCCCUCUGGGCAAUAAAUGCUUCCUGAAGAGCAAUGCCUGGAUCCUGUGAAUGAAUAUAGAGGAAAACAAUUGCUGGAGUGCUCUUUAGACAUUGUGUCUUGGUGAUGCUUGAGGAAUGCGGAGUUUAGAGAUUCGCUCUGAAAUCUCACAGGCUGAAAAUGUGCCUCAGGAAAUUUGAACGACAAUCCACAUCCUUGAGCGCAUAAGGUUGUCAGAGAGGUGCUGAGGGAGUGCUGCAGUGUCAAAAUGCUGACUUUGGAUGUAACUUUAAAGUGAGGAUCCCUCUGACCUGUUAGUUAGCCUCUAUGAGUCCUUUGCCAUCAUUUCAACAAUCAAUAUUUUACUAUUGUUGAAUUCUACUGUUUGUAGAAACUUGGUGUGUGCAAAUUGGCUGCUGUUUCGUCAGUCACUGUAAUACACACUGAGAUGUCUCAUGGUUGUGAAAGGCGCUACAUGAAUACAAGCUGUCUUUCUGUUCAGCUAUCCAUUUUCAGGGAAGGGACAGCAAACAGAAUUCAAAUGGAAGCAGACUCCUGCAGGGGCAAAUGUGUGUUUAUCACUCACAGCAUGGAAUCUGUUUGAAGAGAUCAACCAUCUCAACUCUCCCCAACACAGGGCAGAGCUGUGGGAUCCCACAGAGAGAGACAAUGUAUCAGUUAUACAUUUGGGGCUCAUAUUGGUCUUUACCAAAUGGACUUUGAUUGGAAUGGAAAUUUGGCACAGCAUGACACUGGCUGCUGAUUUACUGUGAGAUUCACACAACUGACAAAGAUCAAUUUCAUUUCCACCACACCCACACCUGGGACUCUGCAACAACGCAUGCUGCUGUGUGAUAUGCAAAUAUAAC
Molecule: messenger RNA, 5199 nt
Organism: Stegostoma tigrinum
Lineage: Eukaryota; Metazoa; Chordata; Chondrichthyes; Orectolobiformes; Stegostomatidae
Exons: 9
Coding region: 8-1543 (511 amino acids)
Source: RefSeq, a predicted model, not a curated record